Molecule: messenger RNA, 1456 nt
Organism: Drosophila navojoa
Lineage: Eukaryota; Metazoa; Arthropoda; Insecta; Diptera; Drosophilidae
Product: F-box/WD repeat-containing protein 4
Biological process (GO): SCF-dependent proteasomal ubiquitin-dependent protein catabolic process
Cellular component (GO): SCF ubiquitin ligase complex
Molecular function (GO): protein binding
Source: RefSeq, a predicted model, not a curated record
UUAGCAAGAACCAGACUACAGAGGGUCAGAAGGAAGGUGCUUUUUAAGAAAAAUUGACUAAAUCCCGUGUUUACCAGUUAUUAUUGUGCGUAUGAUGUCCAUAGCCGGGAAGAAUACCAACUACACGUCCAACCAUUACACAGUUAUAAAUGCAAGGCAUUACCAAACAACGUCAAUUAAUGCUGUUGGCAAUGAUUUAAGCAACUCAAACCAACAAAAUGAAGCUCAUAGAUCUAAACAUCGACUGCCUUUUGCGAAUUUUUAAAUAUUUGUCUGAACGCGAACUAAUUAUCUUGUGUGAGGCGAACAACUAUCUCAAAGCAGUCAUCGAUCAGAACAUAUUCUAUACCCUGACAAAGGAUUUGCUACUAUGUGGACAUAGAAAUAAACCUUGUGUGGAGCUAAGGAAUCCAACACAACUAAGUUAUCUGCGGCGUUUACAAAUAGCUAGAAAUUGGCUUAAAGGUGUCUAUGUGGAACGACAUUAUUACCACCAUGCGCAGAUGUUCGCCUCGAAGCUUUGGUUGGACUCGGACGCAUUGUAUAUAACACACGCGAAUUAUUUGCGCAAAUAUCGUCGGGCUGGUCCCGAAGCACUGCUGCGGCGCUACGAGGAGGAGAUCAGCACACACACCUUAUCGGAUAUAUCGGACUUUGUAAAGAAGCAGGACACCAUCUUUGCCGGACGAGUGUGUGGCACCUGCUUCGUGAAGGAUGCCGAUGAUAUUACUGAGGAGCCAAUGCAUCAUGCCAAAGAGUAUUUGUAUUGUGUGGACUUUGUGGACGAUGUUUACGCGACCAGCACAGACAACUGCUGUAAGCUGUGGAAACGUUCCAAAGAGUUUGGAUUAUCGCAUUUUGAUCUGUUUAUGCGGCUGGAGCAUUCGUUUAAGUCUAUGAAGCUAAGCAACGAUGGACAGUGGCUCUAUGGAGGCUUAUACACGGAUACAGGCCGCAGGGCAUUGCGCGCCAUUCACGUGGAGAGCGGCGAAGAGCUUGUGUUCAACUCAAAUACCAUUUCCAUUUACGAUCUAAAGCUAAAGGACGAUCAAGUGAUAUUUACUGCCAACUUUGAUACCACAUUUCGCAUGUUUGAUCGUCGCACGGAUCGUGAUGUUUCCAUAUGGGAGGAUCCCUUUGACUCAUCUAUCUACUGUCUCGAAUAUGACGGACUCUAUGCCGUGCUGUGCGGCGCAAAGCAUCACAGUCGUGUUAAUCUUUACGAUAUACGGGUGCCUGGCAAAUAUAUACAGCUGUACUUUCCGGGCCGCAACACUGGACGGCAACAGUACAGAACUUCGCCGGUCUAUAGCCUGGCCUGUGAUAGCCAAUACUUGUUCGUGGCCACGGAUCACAAUUUGCGCGUCUUCGACUUUGGCACGAACUAUGCAGUCCAACGGGAUUACAGUGAUUUUCUUGAUAGCAUAAGAUAAUGAAACACAUUGUUAUUAAAAUU